UUACACAUACCUCCAUAAAAUAUUAAUGAAACACUGUUACUUGCAGGUGGCUGGGUGGAGACCGACCCGACAUGGGUGACACCGGACGUAUGGGAGGGGGGUGACGGACUCCGGUGGGAUGCCAGGUACGUCUUGGACUCCAACUUCAAGACGACUUGGAGGCGUGGGGAUGAAGACGCCACCUGGCAGCUGACGUUUGAUCUGCAGACGCAAAUGACGCUUUCUCGGAUUCGCAUUUGGUCUAUGCGUGAACUCCUCGUACAUAGCAGGCACAUGGAUGCUAAAGUCAUGGUUAUGACAGGACAGCAAUGGACCACUGUGCCACACAACACACACUUCAGGGGUGAGAAACCAAUGUCUAAGAAAGUCUUUCUAGAUCUGACAGAAUUUUACCUGACUGGGCUCCUCACCACAGGACAGCUUUGGCGCCUGGAGUUCCCGAAUGAGUAUCAUACACCAAUCGGAGAGGUCAAGUUUUUCCAAGCUUGCUCCGGAUUUGAGAGGACGGUGUGUACAGACGGUAACUGUGACGUACAUAACGUGGCCUGUGACGGGAUAGUGGACUGUGACGAUGGGAGCGAUGAAGACAACUGCGAUCAAGAGAUCUGUCCGAGUGGAGCCGCCAUCAACAAGACAGACGUGUGUGACGGUACAGACGACUGUGGAGACAAUACAGACGAGCAGAACUGCUGCGAGCGUCAAGGAAGGCUGGCCUGCAGCAAUGGACAGUGUAUAGAUUCACAAAAAAUGUGUGCCUUUACCCACAUUCCCUGCUAUGGUAUUCCGUAUUCACAAGAUGUUAGAUGUGACGAUGUGGAGGAUUGUUUGGAUGGCAGCGACGAGUCCUGCUCGGCCUCCUGUGACAAUGGAGCCCUGUUCCAUCAGCUUUCUCGGUGUGACGGCAGAGACGACUGUGGGGACAACAGUGACGAGCAGAACUGCGUCUGUUACUAUAUACAUGACAGAGGGACAAGCUACCGUGGCCUUGCAAACCGGGACAACUCCUGUCAGUUGUGGACAUCUCAGAACCCCCACCCCCAUAACCACACUCCCCAGGCCUACCCACGGGCAGGGCUGGAGCAGAACUACUGCCGGAACCCGGACGGAAAGGACAGGCCGUGGUGCUACACAAACAACCCGCUCAUCAGGUGGAUGUACUGCGAGGAGGUCUUCGCCUGUGACGCUCCCCCGACGCGAUGCUUCUACGCUUUGGAUAAGGGAAGGAGUUACGCAGGGCAGACUAACAGGGCAGGAGACCGGGUGUGUCAGAGAUGGGACUCCCAGUCCCCCCACAACCAUCCCCACACACCACAGGCGCAUCCUGAUUCAGGUCUGGAGGAGAACUUCUGUCGUAACCCUGACAAUAAGGAGCGGCCCUGGUGCUACACCACGGACCCGACAUUGAGGUGGAAGUACUGUGACGUGAUGGAAUGUGUUGACCCUUUAUCGCCGGACUCUGUCGGCCAGGACUGCGGUGGAGACUACACCUGUGCAAAGUCUUUCCCAUUACGACUUUGCUACUGUGACGAAGACUGCAGCUUUUUCGGUGACUGCUGCCAAGACUUUGAAGAAGGCAGUGAAUCCCAGACGCCGUCUGACCAUCACCAUCUGAAGUGGGACUGUGUGUCUGGCUUUUCUCAUCGCUUCAUAAAAGACACGGAAAAAAAAGAAUCCUAUUGGAUGGUUGUGGACUGCCCAGAUGAGUGGACAGAUGGCAUCACGAGGGAUAAGUGUUUAAAACAAGUGGACCCCUUCGAUCCGAGUGAGCUAGUCUACCGAAUGCCAGUUGAGGACGCUUCAAAAAUCCCCUACAGAAACAUAUUCUGUGCAAUUUGUAACAAUGUGUCUUUAACAGAGACAAUUCCUUGGGAGUCGCAAGUUGAGUGUACAGGGAUGCUUGACUUGUCUCCUCAAAUCCCUAGGGGUUCCCAAGAAUACAACAGCAUCAUUGAAAGUAGUGAUACAUAUUGUUUUGGAACGAAAACUAUAGCGUUUGUCCCUUUAGACACAUUGCAUGCUAGACUAUGUUUCCAUGUUGAUAUUUUAGAAGAGAGUUGUGAUAUCUCCUCCUGUAUGUCCUACAGUUACCCAAUAGGCAUUGGGUAUAAGACUUACAGAAAUGUUCACUGUGCUCUUUGUGAAGGACUGUCUCUUACGGCAACCGCAAACCUUAAGUGUGCUUCAGCUUUGGGUAAUGAUGAAUUACGAAAUGAUUGCAAUCUAUUGGACAACUGCCCCUCAAGAUUUUCACUAACUAAUCUGUUCAACUUUAAUUCGUAUGGGAGUGGUGGAAACAGUCCCAAUCAGUGUCCUUCCGACACUUUAUACGAUCCUUUUGCAGACACAUGCAGGUUAUUCUCGUCCUCCCGUAGAACUCACGGCUCAUUAAACAAUACCACCCCCUUACAAAACUGUAGCGAACCCGCUCUGACGUUCACAUCGGAAGAGUUCCGUGUCCUUCCCAGUGGUAGCGUCCACCUGUUGGGUUCUAACGUGUCCUGCACAGCUGAGCAGGUGGCCAUUCUGAACACAACAGCAUCGAUCUGCGGAGAGUGUAUUCUUCAGUACUUCUCAAACUACACACAGACAGCUAGCCCUUGGGACGCUGACCAGGGCUGGUUAACCCUAGGUCUUGUGAUAGCGUCCGCUGUAGCAGUGUUCGGUUACGUAGUCCACAAUAUCAGGUCUGGCCAGUGGGAGAAAGUCCCAGAAAAGCUGAAGGUUCAGGUGUUGGUAUGCAUGGCGUUUGCUGAAGUCUUGUUUAUGGUACGUGUGAGGGUCCCCCUCGGAUCGGCUUGUGCAGCGUUCGCGAUCAUUCUUCACUACUUUUUGUUGACGGCCUUCACAUCCAUGAACGCGCUUGCCGUGGACCUCUUUCUAACGUUUCGUGAUGCUUUAGAAAGAGCGAAGCUGUACCAGUACCUGUUGUACACAUGGUUGAUGCCGAUGCCUAUAGUUAUAGUGACCGUGAUUGUAGAGUUCGGCAGUUCCGUCAGUGUGGGGUACGGAGAGAACUGUUGGAUCGGCAAUCCGGUAGCCAACCUGCUGGCUUUUGGAGUCCCUGUUUUCAGCGCCAUUCUGGUCAAUGCUGUCUUGGCCACUUUUGUCUUGCUUGCCAUACGGAAGUCAUUUGUGAUAGCCGACAAGGCAAAGUCACGUUCGAGCAGCAGCAAGGCUUGGGUUUACUUGCGUAUCUCCUUCCUGACGGGGUUUACCUGGAUUCUCGGUUUCAUCUAUCCUUACGUCAACAGCCGAGCUGUCGAGUACAUCUUCAUUGUGCUGAAUGCUUCUCAGGGCCUUCUACUGGCCCUGAUGCUGACAAUAACAUCGAAGGUGGUGAAGAAAUGGAAGGUGGCGAUCAGGGAACGCUUUGGUCUGGCUGAAGCUAACAAAGACAAUAGAGCAAGCACCGCUGCCAUGAAGCAGAGGACCACCGUAACGGCGUGUGAGACCAGCUCUUCUGCAGACAUACCCCUGACAACUUUCACUGAUGUGGAGGAGAACAGAGCACGCAUUCAGCUAGAUAGUCUUAAUAAGGCCAGUGGAUGUACUGCCACUGUUAGCAAUCGGAAGACCACAGUGUGUGCUACAGAAAUGCCCAAGACAACGUUAGCUGAUGUCGAGAAAACUGCACGCUCUCAUCUGAACAAGCCUCAACAGGACAACGGAGCAACCGCCGCUGCAAGCACCAAGCUUGCCUCCACAGGGGGAACUGAAGCAGAUGCAGGCGGAAGUGACGUAGUGGCAGGCGGAAGUGACGUAGUGGCAGGCGGAACUGACGUAGUGGCAGGCGGAACUGACGUAGUGGCAGGCGGAACUGACGUAGUGGCAGGUGGAACUGACGUAGUGGCAGGCGGAACUGACGUAGUGGCAGGCGGAACUGACGUAGUGGCAGGCGGAAUUGACGUAGUGGCAGGCGGAACUGACGUAGUGGCAGGCGGAACUGACGUAGUGGUAGGCGGAACAGACGUAGUGCGUUCGGUGACCGCUCCGGAUAUAGAUGAAAAAGAGACUAGUUUCUAGUUUGAGCCGUUGACUUACUGACUUGACGUAUGUCAGGUAACGCUCCUCCCCUGUCACCCGAACCACUGCAGCAGCCCAGAAGACCCUGUUCAGCAUCGCCUUUCCCAUGCUGCCUGCCUCUAGUGCUGAGCCGUUAGAGACAGCAUUGACAGCAACAACAGCAUUAAGAUUCCUUGUACACCUUCCUAUUUCAAAGGGAAUCACUCAAAAUGUAAUCAGUCUCAAUGAUUUAUUACGUAAUUAAAAGCAAGCUCUAAUCUAGCCACAUGCAUUGCAUACUUUAAUUAUAGGGAGAAAGAGAGAGAGAGCUUUAAUGCGCGGUAUUUAAGCAGGUUCAAAGUACGGCAUCGUGUACAUACAUGACAGUUAAAUUAUUUCAAUCUCAAAUACAUUAUGUACUUCAUGAAAAACUUUAAUCAUGCAUACUGAUAGUCCAGAACAUUAUGUUUUAAAGGGAAAUAUAUACAUGCUAUGUCAGCUGUAAUCUCUGUUCUACAGAGUUUUAUAUGGGUUAUGUUACAUACUACUAGAGAUAUGAAAAGCUCAUGAUAGUUUUUGUUUGUGCAAUGUUGUAACAAUUUUGUCUGUCUUAUCAUACAUUGGGCAAUCUAUUAUGUGAAUUUGUUUUGAAUAUGAUUAUGGCACCAUUGCAAAGUUUUAUAAGGUUGAUAAAAAAACUCGAUAAAAAAGUUAUCGGCUCUUGCAAGAGAAAAGAGAAAAAAUGCCACGGAGUCAAAGGAUAGGAUAUGUAAAUAGAUAGGGCAUCAUUGAAAUAAUCAGAUGGCUUAUGUUGUAAGAAUGAGAUAUAGACUUUUUUGCGAAAUCUUCAUUGUUCACGGUGUAGUAAUUAGUGCAUGAAGAUUUCAGGAAAAUGUUUCAACUGUUUUUGUACCAUAAUGACUUUAACAAGAGGUCCAGUAUUUGCAAGAUAAGAAUAUCAGUUAAACAGAGAUUGUGUAACUAUAGUAAACAUGAUGCAGUGGAAAUGUAUAUGAUGUUAUUUGCAAUUUUCUCGUUACGAAGAUUACGGAAACAGGCCAUGUGAAACAAUGUGCCUGAGAUUUCACCAUUUAGAAAGCCUAAACACCAUAUUACUGACUAGGGGUGGGUACCGGUACAGGGAAUUCAGGUCCGGUUCAGGUGUGGAGGAUCAGGUUUUAGCACCUGAACCUGAUUCAGUAUGUGAAAACUUGUGAAUGGGCGAUACUUAAAACAAUGGUGCAUUUCGCAACAAACACAUCUGUUUUGUGGAGCAAUUGACUGCAAUUGGUGUUUUGAUAUCGUACAAGCUAACUGCCUCGGUACUAUUGACUGUAUAACUAGGUAGAAAAGACAAUAGAUUCUACUCUACUUCACUCUUGUUAGUUUCCUCGACCAGUAAGCCUCAAAACGUGUGAAUGCCUAAUCAGAUAAUCUGUUCAUUUUCAAAUAGGUCCAUUAUCUGGUUCACCUAAAUUUUUUCAGGUCCGGUUUUUUGAAACAGUCAAAUAAGAGAAAAACAAAACAAAACUUUUGUACCGGUACCCACCCCUAUUCCUGACUAUAGGAUUGAUUUAAUGCUUGCUGUUAGCAUUCAUUGGCCCAUGAUAUCAAACAUAAUCCAGUUAUUACUGUCAACUGAGUUUACUUCUUUUGAAUGGCAACAAUUCUAACAUUGAAAAAAGAUUCUCUUGAUUCUCUCUUAUGUUGAUUGUAUCAUCAUUUUUCAAUACUUACGUUUGAUUCAGUAUCAAUCUCCUACAGACUGAUGGCAGUUUAAUCUACUAAGUUUUCAAAAUCGCAUAUUUCUUUGAAUAUCAUCCUUGAUCCGUGUAUAAUAUUACUUGCAUGAUGGAGAUACCUAUCUCUAGUAGUAACAGAUAUAAUAAAAAUGGAAGAUGGAAUUAGAAUAGGCUAUUUAAAGGGGAAAGGAUCUGUAUCAAAAGCCAUUAAAGUGUCAGUUGCAUGUGAAAUUUGUAUUGAAUAUUGUAUUGAGUUCGUUUGUAUUGCACACCCGGUAAACGACCUCGUGGUGUUACACACCAAAUAUGUACUGAAGAGUACAAGCCGCAUCUUACUAACAGAUUUACUUGAUCCACUCACACCGUGUAGGACAUCUAGUGGUUUUAAUAAGUGUGGUGGGUUCUUUUAAGUCACUGAGGUGUGGUUAUCCUUA
Molecule: messenger RNA, 6178 nt
Organism: Branchiostoma floridae (Florida lancelet)
Lineage: Eukaryota; Metazoa; Chordata; Leptocardii; Amphioxiformes; Branchiostomatidae
Exons: 10
Coding region: 214-4023 (1269 amino acids)
Biological process (GO): G protein-coupled receptor signaling pathway; cell surface receptor signaling pathway
Cellular component (GO): membrane
Molecular function (GO): protein binding; G protein-coupled receptor activity
Source: RefSeq, a predicted model, not a curated record